AUGAAUAGGCUUUAUUUCUUAGUAUUUUGUUUUGUUUGUUGUUUUGCUUGUUCGGUAAGAGGGAUGAAUGGAAUAAUACCCCGUAAUAAAGAGAGCAGAAGCAAACGUGUAAUAAAAGGUAUAAAAAAAAAGUAUAAAGGUUUUACAGAAAGAUAUAGAAAAUCCUUACAUUUAAAAGAUGAAGAUAUUAUAGGAGCUUAUUCUAUGCAGGCUUAUUAUUUUUUUGAUAAAAAUAUAGAACAUAUGUUUAAGUGGAGGUUAUUUUAUAAUUUUUGUAAAAAAAGUCCAUCUCCAUGUAAUUAUUUUAAAUUAAGAAAAGAAUUUAAAAAAAUAUAUGAAGGUAGUACAUUUACAUUAAAAAAAUAUGUAUCAGAAGUUAAUAUUAUUUAUAAUCAAUUUAUAAAAGAAUAUUCAACAGUUAGAUUUAAUGUUGAUUUAAAAAAAAAUCAUAUAGCUAAUUUAUCUUAUACACCCAAUUUAACAACACAAAUUAUGAAAUCAUUAACCAGUCUUAUUAAUGAUCAACUUAUGGAAAAUGAAUUAAAAAAUCCAACAUGGAAAUUAUCUUUUAAUUAUCUGACUGGAACUAAAUUAUUAACAAUAACUGUCCCUUCAGCUGUACCAGGACUCAACUUUUUUAUUUACUACUACAUUACAACAUUUAAAUAUUAUUAUUCAAAAUUGUUUGGUACACUUGGAAAUAUAUAUUUUAGAUUUCAAGGUAGUAUUAAAAAACAUAACGUAGGAUAUUUUAGUAUUGAAAGAAGGUAUGAAAGAAAAACAUAA
This is a messenger RNA of Plasmodium adleri (nom. inval.), 786 nucleotides long. RefSeq names its product conserved Plasmodium protein, unknown function. NCBI's taxonomy places the organism in Eukaryota, Apicomplexa, Aconoidasida, Haemosporida, Plasmodiidae. The transcript has 2 exons. The coding region runs from base 1 to 786 and encodes 261 amino acids. The record is from RefSeq and is a predicted model, not a curated record.